AAAAUGAACGCCUCAGUGCGCAUACGUUGCACCAGUGCAGAGGGUUCAGCUGAAAAUUACAACUCGCUGCACCAGCAGAUCUAUUGCACUAAAUAUCGCGGCGCUAUCGGCCGAGUCGCACGGCCGACGGCCUCUAAUGAUAGUAGCGCGACUAAUGCUCUUCUCCGCAGCCUCCGUAGCCUCCGUUGAGUCGGCCGGGCUCGCUCGUGUUCGGGACAUUAUGCAGUAAAUGCAUAAUUGUGCGACGUAGCGAAGGAUAUCGUGAUUUCGACGUCACUCACGACGGCGAAAUCACUGGCGAACGUCAGAAUCGUGUUCAGGACAAAUAGAGACAAACGUCCACGCAAGGUUAGACACAAGGUGCGAGCGAGGUUGACUUCGUAGAAGCGGCUGGAACAGUGCUCAUUGGACGAUCACUGCAAGCAACGGUCGACAUGGACGGCGGUAAAGUGGACGACGAGAACCAGCGUAGCGUCAAUGACGGCGACUGGGUCUGCCCCGACUCUCAAUGUGCCAAUAUUAACUUCGCCCGACGAAACUCCUGCAAUCGCUGUGGCAAAGAUAGAGGUGAAUGUCCAAAGAAGAAAAAAUUGGGUCAAGAAAUUGGAAAAGCUGCUGCAGAAAAAAGCAGGGGUCUCUUUAGUGCAGACGACUGGCAAUGCAGUAAGUGCGGGAACGUUAACUGGGCUCGUCGUCAACAGUGUAACAUGUGCAACGCCCCGAAAUUCGGCGAGAUAGAGGAGCGCACGGGAUAUGGAGGCGGGUACAACGACCGAGGAGUCGUCGAGUAUAAAGAGAGACGGGAUGAGGACGACGAGUACGACGAGUUCGGGCGACGUAAGAAAAAGCGGAAACUCGAAAAUCGCUCCGACGAUGACUCUAAGGAUUCCAAAUACAGCAGUCCUUCACGCAGUAAAUCCAAAGACAAGGACGAGAGGAACGAGGUGGACGACGAUGAGCAGGCAGAAGAAAAUGAGGACGAAGAGGAGGAUGAUGAAGAAGACGGCGACUUAUCCAAAUACGAUCUUAGUGAAUGGGAUGACUUCGCUCCGGCAAAGAAAAGUACGAACGGAAGUGCUAUAUCAUCGGAAGCGCAACGGUCAAGAAACGGAGAUGAUUGGAGGGAUUCAGGCACAUCCAACCAAUGAAAUGCUGUACAAAAGGACAGGUUUGACUCGGGUUUCGGGUAUAAAAUUGAUUAUGAUGAUCAAUUGCAGAACAACAAUACAGUGAUGAGUCUUGCUAAAAUAAUGUAUAGUCCCAGAUCCUUCAGAUUUUUCAAGUAAAACCUGCUUUUAUUGCGAUUAUAUCUUGGUAUCGCAUAAAAAUAUAUCGAAUAGAGAUUAGCAUCGAAAUUAGAUCGAAUCUUCUCAGCAGACGCGAACGCGAUUCUCGUUCGAUGAUUUUCUUUUCUUUUUACAGAUGAAAAGACGCAAAGACUCGAAGGGAGAUGUGUGCAGUCGGCUCGGCAACUAAGAGAAACUAUACACAACGCAAAUCUAGCAAUUUAGUGAUGCACCUUUGGAGAUAAAGUGGCCGAUAUAACACGUGACUUACUACAAAGGGAGUCGACUAACAAUAAGCUUUACAUUUAUAAUUCAACUCAUAGCUUCGUUGAUCCUAAGAAAGCGAAAUAUAGGGUUCUCCUAUUUGCGCGGUGUCGUUGCUCCCGAAAGAUACACGAAAUGCCUCGUGGCGCAAGUAGCAUGUUUCGCUAGCGAGAUACAAGACAAGGAUAAUCCAAACACGACAGUGAAUCUAUAGAGAAAUUAUACACAGCUCGUUUUACAAGCUCUAAAUAUGACGUUGUAGAAAAAAAAAAUCUCUAACGUAGUAAUCUUACUCCUACGUAGGCGAAAAGCUCUGCGCAAAUUCCAUCAUCUCGCAGUGUUCUAAGGCUCUUAUUACUUUAUCCAUAAACGUAUUAUGUCGCUGUAGUCGUGUCAUUGCUUACAUUGCUCAAACUGCUGGAGGAAUCUGCUUUUUCCCCUUGUCUCUCUUUUUAUUGUCUCUCGUCUGACGCGUGACACUCAGUUUAAAUGAACAAUCGUAAGAGUGAAGUAUUAAAUAAUCAUUCCCGUAACGAAGCGGAUAUAUACUGACUUUCAGAAAAAAAGGGAAGCAAAAAAAACUGUCAUUACUUUGUCUCGACUUCCAUGCAGAUCCGCUUCUUUCGGCUGUAUUUUACACACUGUGCAAAAUCCUUCUUUUUACUUCUUCUUUUGUGAAGUCCGGAGUGUAUAGUCUCGUUUCGAGCACAGAAGUGGCGCAACACAGCGCAGCGAAAGGAACGGGUCUGAUCUUUGGAAUCCGAGUAAAUUUGGAAGCCUGCUUGGCUCAAAAAGAGAAGACGGUACGAGUUACUGGUGUCUCACUUGCGCGCAUUUUGCGAAUGUGAACAAAAGGCCAACUCUCUCCGACAGACGCCCUCGAAUCGCGUAAACGUCGAACGCCGAUCAAAUCUUGUGCUAACAUACUUCUUGUAAAUAUCUUUAUUUUUCAUUUAUAAUAAAAAUCAUUCAUCAACAACAUAA
Molecule: messenger RNA, 2534 nt
Organism: Odontomachus brunneus
Lineage: Eukaryota; Metazoa; Arthropoda; Insecta; Hymenoptera; Formicidae
Product: zinc finger Ran-binding domain-containing protein 2
Exons: 7
Coding region: 435-1148 (237 amino acids)
Biological process (GO): RNA processing
Molecular function (GO): lipopolysaccharide binding; RNA binding
Source: RefSeq, a predicted model, not a curated record